GCAUGCACAGCUUCGCAUCACACUCGCAGCGACCUUUCCACAGUUGUAGUUCAGAGAGAAAGACGACACCGAGAUCGCCGAUAGCACCAAUCAUGGCGUCCAACUCCAAGGCGCUCCUCGUGUUAGCGCUCCUGCUCGCCGCCACUUUCCUCGUCGCCUCCGCUAACGAGCAAGCCCGUGAGCAGGCCAAAGAGGAGAAGAAGGCGGAGGUCCAGGACUGGCACGGCGGCGGCGGCUACCCGGGUCGCGGCGGCGGCUGGCACGGCGGCGGCGGCGGCUACCCUGGCGGACACUGCCGGUGGGGUUGCUGCGACCGCGGGCACUAUGGCGGCUGCCGGUGCUGCUCGCACCCCGACCAGAUACCGGAGCCCAUGUACCGCCCUGAGCUCGUCGAGGUCCACAACUGAUGAGUUGCUGCUACGUACUAUGUCCGGCGAUGGGCAGCAGGCACACGUACUACGUUCGUCCUGUGUAGUCAAUAAAAGUUUGGUUCCACCAACGUCAUGAAUGAAUGAAUGAAAUAAAAUAAGGUGAACGCAUGCAUGCUUUGUGUGCGUAGUUGGAAACAUCGAUUUGCGCGGCUAAUCGAUUAAUAAUGUACUCUUCUAUAUCAUGCAUCUCAUGGAAUAAAUAGACUUAUCAUUGUUGUUGUAAAAACACAUCGCCAUAGUUAAAA
Messenger RNA from Sorghum bicolor (sorghum), 676 nucleotides. RefSeq names its product glycine-rich cell wall structural protein. NCBI's taxonomy places the organism in Eukaryota, Viridiplantae, Streptophyta, Magnoliopsida, Poales, Poaceae. The transcript has 2 exons. Bases 3 to 407 code for a protein of 134 amino acids. The record is from RefSeq and is a predicted model, not a curated record.